Molecule: messenger RNA, 1914 nt
Organism: Notodromas monacha
Lineage: Eukaryota; Metazoa; Arthropoda; Ostracoda; Podocopida; Cyprididae
Source: the annotation of a GenBank genome assembly
AUGGGUUCGAGAAUUCACAGACGAAUCCACCGACGGAAUUGGGUGUUGUCCGUGGGCGUAGGCGAAUCGGGGCUUCCGUCGAGACGGGAAUUGCAGGAUGAACGCGCACAAUCAAAUUUCUUGAAUGUCCCGCACAGGUUUGUCUUUCCAACAUUGCAAGUCCUAGCUGAGGAUCUGGUGACUGUCUUGGACUUCCUUCACUUGAAAUAUGCUGUCCUGAUUGGUGAAGGAGCGGGGGCCAACGUCGCCACUAGGUUCGCCAUGGCAUAUCCUGCUCGCACUUUGGGUGUCAUUUUGAUCCAUCCGACGUCGACCGUCGCUGGCAUCAUGGAGAACGUCAAGGACAAGUUUAUCAACUGGCAACUGACGAAUGUUGGCAUGACACCGACAGCUGAGCAGUACUUGGUUUACCAUCGAUUCGGUGAAUCUCAAGAUGCAGAUCAAAUUGCGCUGUACAGUAAAACUUACCUCAAUCAUCCAUCCAACAAGGCUUCCACAGCGCGAACGGACGUGUCUCAUUCGCUGAAGGAGAAGCUGGAGGCAGACGCUCUGCUGAUCACAGGUGCCAAGUCUUCGUACAAACACAGCGUGAGCACGAUGUUGAGCAACAUGAAUCCAGCCAAGAGCCAGAUGAUCCAAAUUGAAGGCGUUGGGGAUGCUUUGAACGAAGCUCCAGAGAAGGUUUCGCAAAGUUUGCUGCUGUUCGCGAAAGGCCUGGGUCUGCUGUCCUCGGUGACGAUGGUUGGCGUGGAGCGCCAGCGCACUUUCAGCUCUGGCAGCAACGCGUCGGACGACGGGAACCCUGCUUGCAUCCCUCGUCGCAACCGGUCCAUGUCCAUGGAAGAAUACGAUCGUCCGAACCUCAAGCGACUCACUUCCCGCGAGGGACCCGUUCCAGAAUAAACGGAUCCGAAUUUGAAAACGAAGCAAACAAAAAAAAAAAACAAGAAGAAUUGACAGCCAAGAAUUGACAGGACAACGACUCGCCUGGACGUUAUCAUCAUCAUUGUUCAUCAACUUCAUCAUCGACACCCGUCGGACAUGGAGCUGAAGUCGACGCAAGCCGUGGCCCGAACUGCCGUGGCUCUUUGAGUUUCUUUUCAUUUUUGUCUCGUUUUAAUUCCCUCAUUAGGAGAGAAAGAGAGAGAGAGAUGGAAUUUUAAAGAAAUUUUAGUGACCUGGCUGCCUCCCCGGAAUUAUCCAAGCAGUAAAAUAUCUUUCCAUUCUUACCCACGAUCUUAAAAUUUUUUUUAUUUCUUUUGUUUUAGAUCUGGGUUGGGUUUUGCAUAAAGAAUUUUAUGAACCCGCUUCGGGUAAUUGGGUCCCGAGUUCAGUUCCCGAUUAUCUCGACUCGAAAGUCUUUUCUUCCUUUCAUCCGAAAUUCAAUUUUUUUCUUAUUUGCGCUAAUAUGAGAUUGGAUUGCUUUUUCUCGCCGUUGCUGCAAAUCCUGCAAUGAACAUAUCGUUUCAAAGCAUAGGAAAUUCCUCUUGAUUAUGGGUGAAAGAAUGAAUGACUUUAUGAAAUGCCAGUUAAUUUUUCUUCGCAAAACGGUGGUGAUAAAAGUAUUGUAAUUCCAAACUUCCUGCUUCCGAUUUCGUUUUCGUGUCCAUUCCUCUUGCAAAUAUCGUGCCGAUAUUUACGCGUGAGUCAUUUGAUAAAAAUCUCGGCAACUUUUUUUUUUAAACUAUCCGUUUAAAAGAAAUCUUUCAUUUCCAGAAUGCAGUAUUGAUGUAUUGUUCGGAUCUGUUGGACUUUCAGUUACAGUAAGCGUUUCCAAUGAGUUGAACACAUUGAGCUCUUGGUAUUGGAAGUUUGAAUGGUGUCGGCAAUUUUCCGAGGGAUGGAUAUUUUUCUGCUUGGAUAAGUGACCCAAAUUGUUGUGACUUAGAGAUUUUUUACUCUUUUGGGAACCGG